Molecule: messenger RNA, 2726 nt
Organism: Zonotrichia albicollis (white-throated sparrow)
Lineage: Eukaryota; Metazoa; Chordata; Aves; Passeriformes; Passerellidae
Source: RefSeq, a predicted model, not a curated record
GGCGCCGGUGUUGUUUAAAGCCCUGCCCGGCCCUGCCGCGGGCACCGAGCGUUUGCAGUUCAGCCACCGCGCGGUCGGGACAGCGGCCUCGGUGAGAAUGGCCAGAGCUGCGCGUCUUUUCCUGGCUGUGGGGCUUUGCUGUGUGUGUACUUGCGCUUAAAACUGCCCCGAGCUUCACUCGUCUGUCCCUGUGCCUUUUCCUUUAGCGUCGGGGGUGCAACCCCAGCUUCGCGAGUUCCUCACACUCUCUGCUUUUAAAGGUAGAAGAUGGCAGAAUCCUCGAGGAAGUCCUUCAAAGACAGUCUGAGCGAUAUAAAACAACGUAUGAAAGAGAAAAGAACUCAGAAAUGGUUAAGGCUGGGCAAAACUACCCAGUUCUCCACCGUAAAGGCCAAAAGAGCAAACAACACCUCCAACCAAAUGAAGAUCAUUCAAGCAAACAACAGAGAUCUGGCUCUGUCCUUGCAAGAACACAAGCUCAAACUGAGGGAAGCUGAAGCUACCAUUCUUCAGCUAAGGAAAGAGUAUCACAUUUUGAAGGCUCAAAUGUUUGACUUGCAAAGAAGUCAUAGGCUCCAGCAAGAACAAGGACGUGUGGAGAACCGACUGUCAGCCUUGAAUGAGAUAAUUUCCAAAGUCUCUCAGAAUUUACUGGACUCAGUCGCUCUCCUUGGCCCAGCAAAGAACUUGUGUUCCACAGAUGUACCAUAUAAUCACAGUAAGAUUUAUUUUGUUGACAGAAUCAAAGAGUGCUUUCUUCAGGUCCUGGAAAUGGUUGCAGUGUCACAGAACCAACACAUUCAAUGGAAGCAACCCAGUGUAAUGAAAACUGUUCCUUGUGUUAAACUUUAUUGCUGCUCAGUAAAUACUACCUUUGGUAUUUUCUCUAGAGGACCUCUAAAGUGUGUUCUUGAAGACGUCCUUCCAAGUGGGAUGGAAGCUGGUGGUGACAGAAAUUCUUUGUCAAAGAUCUGUGUGGAAUCUGACAGUGACAUUUCCUUUACCAAAAUAAUUCCAAGUGAAGGGCAAAUGCUAUCUGCAUUUUUGACAGGUUCAGAAUUUUUGCAGGUUUUUCUGUUUGCCUUUAAUAUGACAUUUUCCCUUCAAUUACAAGGACAGCCAUCUGAUUUUCAUCUGAACAGCACAGAGCCAGAGCUGGAAAAUGUUUCUUCAUGUGUAAAGUUUGGAUGUAGUAGCAUGUUACCAAAAGGUGUAUCCACCAGACGUCACUUUUCAACGAUGAGGAACUCUGAUGUAAUUUGUACUGAUGUCUUGGACUGUUUAGAAGCACCUGAUUCAGUAAAAGAACUUUCUGAGCAGGAUGAAAUUAGGCUUGAGGAAAGUCUAGAGAAGUGUGCUACAGAAAAUAUAAAGGCAGCUGUUCCUCACUUGAAUGCAAGCAAAGUUGAUUCAGAGCUGGUGUUGAGGCAGAAAACUUCUGAAACUGCACAGUUCAAAUUGAAACGUAAUUCUGAUCUUAAACAACCAGAGUGUAAAAGCAGAAAAAACCCUCAACGAAGGAAAGAAAAGCAUCAGAAAGGAAAACUGGAAUGGCCACUUACUUCCCAACAAAAACCAGGAAAACUGGGUAAAGAGGCUUCUAAAGAAAAGCAGAAUUUCGUGGGUGGCAUCAGUGAUGCUUAUGACUUUCAUUUGGAAGAGAGCGUCCAUCUUACACCUUUUCGACAAAACAAGGUGAACAACAGUGAUACUGAAGUGGAGGAUGACGAAGACUCAGGUGAAACCAAUACCAUUGAGUCAAGCAGUACUGCAGGGGAAUCAGAUGACAGCCUCUAUGAGCCUUACAAGAGUAAAUCAAAGACAAGGCGAAGUUCAAUGGAUGAGAGCCCGAUGUCACCAAUCCAUCCAAGGCCAAGGUCUAAAAGAUGUUUGGCACAGCGUGAGCAGAAGCUCUGUCAUGAAGAAGAGACUGAAAACAAAUCAAGUGAUAAGUCCAUUAAGCAGCCUCCUGAGCCAUCUCGUGGGCAUCUCUGUGAUGUUACCAAUACAGCUGCAGCACUCCCCAGCACUGGGGAUGCAGAAAUUGUCCCUGAAGGUGAAGGACCUCAGUCCCCGAAACGCAAGAGGCGAAGCUGUAGUGUUACUGUGAACUACAAAGAACCAAGUAUUGUAGCGAAACUCAGGAGAGGAGAUCCAUUUACAGAUACAAAGUUCCUGUGUUCUCCAAUUUUCAAGGUGAAAAAAGAUGUUAAGCGACAUUCUCAUAAGAUUCUAUGAAAAUAUCCAGUGAGAAAUUGGUUAGUUGUCUUUGAGGUCCUCAGCAAAAUCAUGCUUCUGCCAUGAAGAAAAUAAUUUCAUUUCAAAAUACUUCAUACUUUCCUGGAUGAAGUAUUUUGUUGCACAAUAUGUUAUAUAAUUAUGUAAAUAUUUGUGUGUCUAGUAUUAAAGACAUCAGAUUAAAGGGGCCUGGAUAUAUUCUAGUGACUUAUUUUUAAUGAUACCGAUUGAUUACUUUUAUAACUGAAGUGAUUCUAUUCAAGCUCCUUUUGAACAGAUCUGGGAGUAUAUGGGAAAUCUCUGAUGGAUAAGAUGGUGAAUGUCAUUGUAUGGGUGAACUUUAGGCACUUCAAAUGUUUGGAGCAGCAAGUAUUUUUAAUAACUGUAUGGAUCUUGUUUAUGUGAUGGCUGUAGUUUCAUGUAGAAUCUUACAAUAAACAUCUUAGUCUUUUGAAACAGCUCUGAGUGAAUUGCUGUUCUUUUGGCAG